This is a messenger RNA of Macroventuria anomochaeta, 753 nucleotides long. RefSeq lists its product as uncharacterized. The transcript is spliced from 2 exons. NCBI's taxonomy places the organism in Eukaryota, Fungi, Ascomycota, Dothideomycetes, Pleosporales, Didymellaceae. Bases 1 to 753 code for a protein of 250 amino acids. The record is from RefSeq and is a predicted model, not a curated record.
AUGGGUUCCCGCUCUUCCGCAUCUCAUCACCUGACCACUCUAAGCGAAAAUGGCGACGCCCAACAGCUGUUCACAGCUCUUGAAUGGCCGUCUCUCGCUCAAGUCGGGCUGCAAACCGAAAGCGUGCUCAUCGAUGCGCAGGUCGGUGUAGUGAGACAGGAAUCGAACCUACACCAAAUUGUACAACUGCUGCUCGAAUUCGGCCAAACACACGACGUCGCAUCGAAGGAGAUGGUGAUAAUGGAUACUAUGGACGCGGCCCUCCAUGAAAAGCCACUGGAAGUCUUGUUGAAGUUCCGAGCCGUGGACCCAAACGUCUUUUCUCAUCCACUGCACCUUGGGUCGGACAUCCUGCAAAUUGCCUGCCGCGGAGGCCCCGAUCGAGACGACGCUCCUCGCGGGAAGCGGCUCAACUUCGUGCAAUACCUCUUGGAGGUCGAAGGGCGCGACCCCAACACGCCAAAUGCAAGGCCAGGAUCGCGAAGACACAGACCAGGAAAGCUGCUGUACACAGCGUGCUGGAAAGCAAGUCUCGAGAUCGUGGAGAGUUUACUUGCAUACGGUGCUAUUGUUAAGGGACCCGGGGCCAUGCCUUCAGCGAGCUACCACGUGAAAAUUGACGUACUUGAUUUGUUAAAGUAUGACGUAGAGGUGAAUGAGCUGCUGAACAAGAGGCGGUCGAUGGGCCGUCUGGCACGCCGCUACAUGUUGCCGCUGCUGCAGGAAGGGAGGACGUGUACAAGUGGUUGGUGA